CGUAGUUGUUAGCAGACUGUCGCAUGUUAGCUUCCUGUUAGCUUCUCCGUUUGACCCGGUGAAGCCCUUCAGCCUCCCGACAAAACUGAAAUGUUAUUAGCCCACACGAAGCUAAUUAUUAUACUGUAAUAAUAAUCAUAGCUAAACUAUUAUUCUUUGCUUAUUUGGCUCUUUUGUCGGCAACGAGAGGAUGUCUCGCAAACCUUUCGCACCUUUGGCCAAAAGGUUGAUGAAAGGACUCAUCGUUGUCGAGCUACUCGGCGUCUUCGGUGCAUAUGCGCUCUUCCACGCCAUGAACACUAGCCAAGAUUUUAGAAGCACAAUGAAGAAAAGGUUUCCAUCCAUUCUGGAAGUUUACUACAAGUCCAAUGAGCUGGCGGGCGUGACCGGCGUGCGGCUGAGAGACCAAUUGGAUUGGGAGACAGACGCCGGCGGACGCUGACAACUAUUUCCGCUUUCUUUUGUUUCCCAUUAUCGUGGAGGUCUUGUUAGCACGUGCAAAGCGCUUCCUCUUGUUGAAGGUGGCCUUCUUCCUUCGCAGCGUCUUGGCGUCGCGGUCGUGGAUCCAGUCGUCGCGUUGGCUCUCCCACUUGAGCUGCUUCACGCCUGCACGCAAGAACUUGGGGUCACUACUACUCAGGGGACCUCGACAGUGGUGCCUUGAGAUAAGAGUUUCAUUUUUGUGACCAUGGUUGUAUUUGAAAUUGUUUUCCGUUCAAUUGAAUGGAAAAGAUGAUCCGGGCAAUAAAAGGUCCGGUUUGAAAGAA
Messenger RNA from Syngnathus typhle (broad-nosed pipefish), 767 nucleotides. RefSeq names its product protein CEBPZOS-like. Bases 191 to 442 code for a protein of 83 amino acids. Lineage: Eukaryota; Metazoa; Chordata; Actinopteri; Syngnathiformes; Syngnathidae. The transcript is spliced from 4 exons. The record is from RefSeq and is a predicted model, not a curated record.